Arabidopsis thaliana (thale cress) is the source of this 1422-nucleotide messenger RNA. It is a transcript of the gene ZIM, whose product is annotated as GATA-type zinc finger protein with TIFY domain-containing protein. The record is from RefSeq and is marked reviewed. The transcript is spliced from 7 exons. Gene Ontology annotation, cellular component: nucleus. Gene Ontology annotation, biological process: regulation of DNA-templated transcription. The coding region runs from base 242 to 1171 and encodes 309 amino acids. Lineage: Eukaryota; Viridiplantae; Streptophyta; Magnoliopsida; Brassicales; Brassicaceae. Gene Ontology annotation, molecular function: zinc ion binding; sequence-specific DNA binding.
CUCGGAAGCAGUGCUGCGAUUUUACCUAAAGUCACCUUUUUUUUUUACCGUCGGGUGAAUUCGACGACGGUCCUAAUCUCGCCUCCUCCACACGCGCCGAUCACCAUCUCUCUCUGUAAUCGCUCUUCUCGAUGUCAACUAUUUCCUUCUUCCUUUGCUCUUAGGGUUAGGGUUUAUUUUGUUCUUUCUCUAUAUCCUUCAAUCAAUGUGAAAAAAAAGCUCUCCCUUUUGGCAGUUUCCGAUGUUUGGUCGCCAUUCGAUUAUCCCAAAUAACCAGAUUGGUACCGCCUCUGCUUCCGCUGGUGAAGACCAUGUCUCUGCCUCCGCUACGUCUGGUCACAUUCCUUACGACGAUAUGGAAGAAAUCCCUCAUCCUGACUCUAUCUAUGGUGCUGCCUCCGAUUUGAUUCCCGAUGGCUCUCAAUUGGUUGCUCACCGAUCCGAUGGCUCUGAAUUACUUGUUUCUCGGCCACCGGAAGGGGCGAAUCAGCUUACGAUCUCGUUCCGUGGACAAGUUUACGUUUUUGAUGCCGUUGGUGCUGACAAGGUGGAUGCUGUGUUGUCGCUGUUGGGUGGUUCUACUGAGCUUGCUCCUGGUCCGCAGGUGAUGGAACUAGCUCAACAGCAGAAUCAUAUGCCUGUUGUAGAAUAUCAGAGCCGCUGUAGCCUUCCGCAACGGGCACAAUCCUUGGAUAGGUUUCGGAAGAAGAGGAAUGCUAGAUGUUUCGAGAAGAAAGUAAGAUACGGUGUUCGCCAAGAAGUUGCCUUAAGAAUGGCACGUAAUAAAGGUCAAUUCACCUCUUCAAAGAUGACAGAUGGGGCUUAUAACUCUGGCACAGAUCAAGAUUCUGCCCAAGAUGAUGCCCAUCCAGAAAUAUCGUGUACUCAUUGCGGCAUUAGUUCCAAAUGUACACCAAUGAUGCGACGUGGCCCUUCCGGCCCCAGGACUCUCUGCAAUGCCUGUGGACUUUUUUGGGCUAACAGGGGUACAUUGAGGGAUCUCUCAAAGAAAACAGAAGAGAAUCAGUUGGCUUUAAUGAAACCGGAUGAUGGUGGGAGUGUUGCUGAUGCUGCUAACAACUUAAACACUGAAGCUGCAAGUGUUGAAGAACACACUUCCAUGGUUUCUCUUGCCAAUGGGGAUAAUUCUAAUCUGUUAGGUGAUCACUAAAUACUGUGAUAAGAAUCAGAAGAUAGAAAUCUUUGUAGAAUCAGAUGGUCUUCUCUAUGAAUUUAUCUUUUCACCAUCACAUGUAUUAUAGAAACCGUAACCGAACCUCAAAUCAAAUACCAUAUCAGAUGUCUUUGGUUUCAGAGUUUGUUACUAUGCUUGCAACCAUACCCAUUGACAUGGUGUGGUUAAAAACGUUAAAGUCGAUUCUGAGGGGAAAAAAGUUUACUUAUUACGUUACAUCCUCAAAA